Sinocyclocheilus grahami is the source of this 2005-nucleotide messenger RNA. RefSeq lists its product as uncharacterized. Gene Ontology annotation, cellular component: membrane. The record is from RefSeq and is a predicted model, not a curated record. The coding region runs from base 605 to 1807 and encodes 400 amino acids. The transcript has 8 exons. NCBI's taxonomy places the organism in Eukaryota, Metazoa, Chordata, Actinopteri, Cypriniformes, Cyprinidae.
AUACAAUCAAAAGUAACUUCACGCACCACCCAUCAGUCAAAUCCUCGCUUCACUGCAAACGCUCUUGUGAGUCGUUUCGUUUCGUUCCGUUGAUUCGGUUUGGUUUUAGCGGUUUAUUGAAAAGAUCCGAUUCAAACGAACGAGUCGUUUACGAAAUGGGACGUCGCCAGUCUGCAUUAUCGCGCUGUUUGUGGGAAUAGCAACCCACAAAGCAUUACUGACUACAUAUUUACUCGAUUAUGCUUUGCAAAUACAUCGGUAUUUCUUUUAUCUCGCUCUCUUUACUUUAGGGCAACGUUAGCAUAUUAGCCGUCCGGUUCUACAGCUAAAUGUUAUGUGCUAUUUGCUACUAUCGACUAUUAGCCUAUUCUUUGAAGCAUGAGUUAUGAUAGAUAAUGUAUUUGUAUCAAUUACAUGGAGGUGAACAGGAACAACUUAUGCAUUGAGAAGUGCUAGUUAGCCAGCUAGCCGAGUAGACUGAGGUGCUAUGCAUCAACUUGCUCCUGGUCCUCCUCUCAGCUUUUGGAUUGCUGAUAUUGACAGAGACAUUUAGAUAUUAAAUGAGCCUAAAGCCUUGGUACUUGCGUUACAUGGGAAAUCUACAAUGUCGAGGAUUCUUCUGGGCCUGGUAAUGCUUGGAUGCACUGUUACUGUUGAAGAUGUUCAAGCCUUUGACGACCCGAUCACCAGACUUGUGAAUGAAAAAGCAGGUGAGCGGUGCUCGGGUAGAGUGGAGGUGCGUCAUGGGCAUCAGUGGGGCACCGUGUGCCAGCGUGGUUGGGAUCUGGAGGAUGCCACAGUGGUUUGUAGAGAGCUCGACUGCGGCUUCGUGUUGGACAUUCCAGGCAGCGCUCGUUUCGGACGGGCCAGUGGAGAAGUGCUGUGGAGGAAUGUGAAAUGCUCGGGUGACGAGUUUGCCCUGGAUCUGUGUGAACGCACCCUCAAUGAUGAUGUGUGUAUGCACAGUGAGGAUGCUGGAGUGGAGUGCACAGGAAAUCUUCUAGCACCCACCUUGUCAAUUCAGUCUCGCUUCUACACCUAUUCGGCCGGAGAGGCCGUUCACUUUAAAUGCACUGCCCCAUACUGGCAGUCCGUCAUUGACUUCCAUCUGUACAAAAGAGGUGUGGACACUCCGCUAGUGACCCAGAGAGCAGAUCCCAGACAAAUGACGGUGGAUCUGACUCUGUCAGACUCAGAAAACUCCCAUCAGGGCAGCUACAGCUGUCUCUACAGGAUACACACCAAACUGGGAAACUCUCCCUCAGGAUUUUCUCCAUACAGCAACUUCAUUAACAUCACAGUCUUGGAGAUUCACACUCCCCAAAUCUGGUACAACACGUCUCCUGAGGCCCGGCCGGGUUGGGUCAUUCGGGGCCACAGUUUUAACGUCACCUGCUCCAUGCAGCCUCAGUAUCCAGGAGGAUCCUUUCAGCUGCGGCUCAUCAGGCCCAACGGGACCAUCCGGCACUCUCUGCCAGCCCUCACUCCCUCCGUCACCUUUACCUUCUUCGAUGCCCAGUCCAAUAAUGAGGGCUACUACUGCUGUCUCUACAAGGUCCAGACUGGAGAGCGCACAUUUAUCUCGAGGGAGAGUCAGCCUUUACCCAUCUCUAUUCGAGAAGUAGAUCCGGUGAUGAGCCCGGUGUUCAUCAGUUUACUGGUGUCCAGUUUGACGUUUGUGGUGGCCACAUGUGCCAUUCUGAUUGUUGCCAAAGUGUACUGCAAGAGAGUGAGCAAACCCACUGAACUGGAGCGAGAGAGCAGGACCUGUGUUGACAACACAUACAUUGCCUUGACAAUCAAGUAAUGGAAGUUCUAAAAGAAGCAACUAGAAACUGGUGACUUGUUGGUGUUUCAGUGGCCUGUCCAAACCAAAGGGAAGAUCGAAGUUUGAAGAACCACAGAAACCACCAUUUCUUACUAGCUGCCAUUCUCUGUCAGUCACAGAGAAACAUUUCCAUUGUCAUUGGUUGGAGGUUUUUCUUUCAAUGUUACUGGAGAUGGA